AGACUUAAGCACCACCAUCUUUUUGUUUUGGAAUAAUGGAGUGGGUAAUAAUUAUUUGAUUUUUCUUAGUUGGAGGCAACCAAAGGAAUACCACACCCAGCAAAAACAUGUUCAAUGGCAUGGUCAAGACAAUACGCGAUAGCAUUGUAGGUACCUAUCCUUCCUGUCAUGUGACUUCGCGUCUGGAGGAGCGACGAGCCAAACAAAGAGCUCUGCGAGCAGAGAGACGACGAAAGCCGGACAAGCCCGAUGAUUUUGUGACCUACGAAGAUUCUGGGAGCGAUGAAGAGACGCCCCAGCAGCAGGAGGAGGUCUUAAAUACAUCGUUCAAUCUGUGCGACUAUCUAAGAAGCAGGGAGAGUGGCCUAAGAGACCGUCGCACAGUAAAUGUGGAGUACACCAGCCGUUAUGUGCUGACCCAUGAUAUGCUAAGAGAAACCCAAAUUAAUUUGGGCUACAUUAACAAAGUCUUCUGUUCGAAAUGGCUAAGCAAUCGUCAGGUUGUGUUUGGCACUAAAUGUAACAAACUUCUUGUUUACGAUGUAAAUAUGCGUCGUGUGGAUGCCAUUCCUACCCUGUCCAAUAGUCGUGCCAAUCAUCCCGAGGUUCAAGGUGGACUCCAUGCCAUUGAACUAUCUCCGAGUCGUUCAUUUCUAGCCACUGGUGCAAGGAAUUCCUCCGAUAUUGCUGUUUAUCGAUUGCCUACCCUAGAUCCCGUUUGCGUUGGCGAAAGUGGACAUCGUGACCUAAUUAUGGGCAUGUGUUGGUUAGAUGAUCAAUUUCUGGUCUCAGGUUCUAAGGACAAUCGUAUGGCUCUGUGGCGUAUCAAUGAGGAUCACAUGGAGUUUCCUGAUGGCGGCGAAGAGGCAUGUCCAACCUUUGCCACCAUUCACCCCUUGAGUGUAAAGGAAGUGAGGACGGCGCAGAGGAUUCGUUCGUUGUGCUUUAAUAAAGAAUUUAAGGAGAUAGCUGCCUUAUCGCUAAACGGGUACAUUCACAUCUUCAACGCCGAGACCUUUAAACAGACGCUGUCGCGCAAACUACCCAACUGCCAAGACAAUGUUAGCAUUGCCUAUCAUAGUGAUGGUCUCUAUGCUGUAGGCUGUCGCUCCUAUACAAUCCUACUGGAUGCACGUACCCUGCAGACCAUUAAGAAGAUUACCUCCCGUUACAGUGGCUGCGGCAUAAGGGCCACUUCAUUUGAGGGAAAUCUGCUGACAGUGGGCACAGGUUUAGGAAUGCUGCUCUUCUAUGAUAUACGCGCUGGUAAAUAUCUAGAGAGUAGUGUGAAUGCCUCACGCACGGUGGCACUUAAAUGCAGCAAAGGAAUUGUGUAUCCUGAAGAUGAAAUGGAUGGCUUCCAACAAGUGAGAUAUGUGCCCGCCAUCUACACACAUUGCUAUGAUAGCACCAGAAUGCGACUUUUUGCCGCUGGCGGGCCUUUACCUGCCACCUUGGUGGGAAACUAUGCGGGCGUUUGGCAAUAGACGACACAACUUUCCAAUCGGAAUCAAUUCAACUGAUUAGUAUUUAGAUCAAGAUUUUUGUGGACUUUUCCCCCUUAUUCUGUGUGUGGGUUUUUUGCGAUAUAUGCAUAAAUUGUGAUUUUUAUUUCGAAAAAACGAAGGGGGCGAAAAUGAAAAUAACCUAAGAUUCAUAAAUUUGUAGACUACUUACUGGGUUAAUUUUAUAAAUAAUUUUUGCUUUUUAUUUAGUUGUUUAAAUUAUGUAUUUUACAAUAUACAAAUAUUUUUUAGUAAAUUACAAGAUCCUAUUUAUACAGAUUAUAAUAUAUACCUAUAUAUAUAUAUAUAUAUAUAUAUAUAUAUUACACAUUAAUGGAAAA
Messenger RNA from Drosophila willistoni, 1846 nucleotides. It is a transcript of the gene DCAF12, whose product is annotated as DDB1- and CUL4-associated factor 12 homolog. The coding region runs from base 108 to 1487 and encodes 459 amino acids. Gene Ontology annotation, cellular component: Cul4-RING E3 ubiquitin ligase complex. The record is from RefSeq and is a predicted model, not a curated record. Gene Ontology annotation, molecular function: protein binding. Lineage: Eukaryota; Metazoa; Arthropoda; Insecta; Diptera; Drosophilidae. The transcript has 4 exons.